ACUCCGACUGCGCUGUGAGUGUCCGACACGCGAGAUGAACUGCGCACUCCAUCCAUGGCAUGCCAUUCCCACUGUUCGCCCCCCGCUUUCCCACCGCCCUUUUUUUCAGUUCGCCCCAAACGACCUCCUCGCGUGGACAUCCACCUCCUUUGGCAGAGACACCGUACAGUGCUGUAUCUUAUCCCCGCCGCCGCAGCUCACCCGGCACUGCUCGCAAGAAUGCUCGCCGCAGACCCACCUCCUCAUGUCCUCCACGGUAUCCUGCGAACUGCUGAGCCUUCUCCUUCGCAUACCCUCUCUAACCUCCCUUCCGCCCUCGUUACACCCCCAGUCGAAGCAUGUCUCCUCCCAACAGCAACUGCUCGCUACGACCAUACUCGCAAGCACAUUGAAAGCUUCCUCAGGGACACUCACCCUUCGGUCGUCUUACACACCAAACUUGCACAGGAGGAUUUUGCUGAUGUGCCGUUUUUGAGGGAGAAUGUCGAGUUUAUUAGGGUUUGUGAGGUUAGAGGUAGGGGAUGCCGAGCGGAGGGAUUGCGAGGAGAGUGCUUGAGGGGCGCGUGCGCAAGCGAGCGGUUGCUUGAGGCUUCCGAGCGGAGCAAGGAGAACGCGUGCAACGGCGAAGCCGAGCGAAGCGAGGCCGAGCCUACUGGGCCUCCGGCCCAGGAUUGCGGAUCACACACCAUCCCAACAUCCUCGUCGCGAGCGGAGCGAGCAGGGUAUCGGUCAUCCAUCGGGUAUCAUUCAACCAUCGGGUGUCGUGGGUCCACCCAUCAACCAUGACA
Messenger RNA from Fimicolochytrium jonesii, 788 nucleotides. RefSeq lists its product as uncharacterized. Lineage: Eukaryota; Fungi; Chytridiomycota; Chytridiomycetes; Spizellomycetales; Powellomycetaceae. The coding region runs from base 55 to 786 and encodes 243 amino acids. The transcript has a single exon. The record is from RefSeq and is a predicted model, not a curated record.